Molecule: messenger RNA, 813 nt
Organism: Prorocentrum cordatum
Lineage: Eukaryota; Dinophyceae; Prorocentrales; Prorocentraceae
Source: the annotation of a GenBank genome assembly
AUGGAGGACAAGUGCGGUGGCCGCAUGGUCGCCGAGGUGGUGAAGGACAUGCUGGCGCCUCCAGGAGACAUCCCCGAAGCCAUGAAAGAGCGCCUCAGGCUGAUUCACAGCAUCCCCUUCUCCGCAAUCCUCACUACCAACUUCGACAGCUUCCUGCCAGGCGUCCCAGCCGCGAGCCCCUCGUCGAAGACCGUUAUGCGGAAAAUCUUGCGCGGGAGCCCGCUCUCGUUGUCGGAGCAGAUCAUGCGCGAGAUCAUGAUGGCGGAGAGCGUAAAGGAGUCUCUCGGAACUGAUCUCUUUGGCUUCGACGACGACGAGGAUGAAGAGGGCGAGGACGACGACUGCGGCGACACGGAUAUGACCUUGCAGAAGCGCUUCGAAGCGAUGAGCAGUGCCAUAUUGGAGCACGAUGGGGAUGGGGAGGAAAAGGCGGAGAGCGAGGAUAGCGAUUGCGACAGCGAGGACGACUAUGACCCCGCAGAAGAUAUCGGCCCAACGCCUAUCAUCCAAUUGCACGGGUCUGUCGCCUCAGAUGAGUGGCUGGAGGAGCCAGGGCUCGCCUUCACCCGCGAGGGUUACCGCAAGUUGCUGCAUGGGAACGAGGCUUACACCAAGUUCAUGACAUCUCUGAUGGCAGCCAAGACUAUACUGUACAUGGGCUUCUCCUUCUCCGACGAGUACCUCAAUGAGAUGCGCUCGUCCGUGAUGAUGAUGAUGCAGCAGCACGAGGACGGCGAGGAGAAGAAAGAGAAACCGAUCGCGUACGGAAUUGGCAUCAACAUUGAAUGCUUCAGAGAUCGAGUUUUACAAUGA